Sorex fumeus (smoky shrew) is the source of this 1092-nucleotide messenger RNA. RefSeq names its product protein FAM187B-like. The transcript has 2 exons. Lineage: Eukaryota; Metazoa; Chordata; Mammalia; Eulipotyphla; Soricidae. Bases 1 to 1092 code for a protein of 363 amino acids. The record is from RefSeq and is a predicted model, not a curated record.
AUGCUGACCAUCCUCUGGCUGCUGCUCAACCUUGCUCUGCCAGCACUGGGCUACUAUGGCAUCAGCUGUCCUGAAGGCAGGCCGUGCCAGAAAACCCUCCUCUCAGGCAACGACGUCUUCCUGUCCUGCAAUUUUUCGGAGCCUCGGUGGUCCUACUACUUCCUGCCAGAGGCAGCCAGCUGGUCUGACAACUUCACUGCGGUUCCCAACAUGCAAGUCAUGAGUGAUGGCAAACUUCUCAUCCAAAAUCCAUCUGCUUCCCAAACCGGCUUUUACCACUGUCGGGACGGGAAGAGGAAGGCGGUGUUUAAGUACGAGAUUGACUUCCAGGAUGUCGGCAGCGUCAACGUGAUCCACAGAUCCCUGAACCAGAAGCCCCUGCAGAAUCAGACCCUGCAGCUGCAGAACAAGGUCCUGAUCUUCACCAUGUGGGAGCCCUGGCAGGACUGUAACCACUGCGGAGAGGCCGGGGAGCGGAAGCGCCUGGGUUUCUGCUACAUCCAGGAGCUCCCAGCUGACCCCGUGCCCUGCUGGCUGUACGUGGGGAAGAGCAAGAUAUGGUCCAGCCGCAUGCGACCCGAGAUGCAGAUCGAAACAUGCAGUGUUGCCUGCAAAAACAUGAGGAUAGCAAAUGUUGUCUUCGAUAACUACAAGUUAGAUGAGAAGACGGAUUCGGCCUGGCUUUCCUGCCCUCUGGGGUCCAUCUACAGGCCCCUCGUCUGGGAAGUCAAUAACCGCCCGCUGACCUGGCAGGACCAGUUCCUGGGCAAGGACAUCGGCAGCGUCAUGGACAUGUCGAGCGGGGGCCAGCGGCUGCAGGUCUUCCAGUCGGCCGUGUACAAGUGCUUCGUGCAGCAGGAGCUCAUCGCCCAGUACAACCCCCAGCCUGACUCCGGGCACACAGCCCAGCCUCGGGGGGCUGGGCACUGGCAGGAGGCCACGAAUGCCCAGAUCGAGAAGGCCAGCUCAGUGCUCAAGGGGCUGCAGCUGAUGCUGCUGGUGGGCACCAUGCUGGGCCUGACGGGGGUGCUGUUGACCCUGUCCCGCCCUAUCCGGAACAGUAAAGUAGACCGGGUAGUGGUGGUGAAAUAA